Molecule: messenger RNA, 1719 nt
Organism: Pseudomassariella vexata
Lineage: Eukaryota; Fungi; Ascomycota; Sordariomycetes; Amphisphaeriales; Pseudomassariaceae
Product: peptidase M14
Exons: 2
Coding region: 64-1404 (446 amino acids)
Biological process (GO): proteolysis
Molecular function (GO): zinc ion binding; metallocarboxypeptidase activity
Source: RefSeq, a predicted model, not a curated record
UGACGCCUAAAUUAACAAUUCCCUUGAUAGAACGCUGUGCUCUUUAGCCUUCUAAUUGCCGCUAUGAAGUGUCUGUCAGCUUGGAGCAUCGUGAGCCUGCUAGCCUCAUCCAGAGCUUGCCUACUUCCCGAGGAAACAGGCCGUGGCCCCCUACGAGCCGUCCGCAGACAGUUUACCAACAAUUCAGGUAUUCCAGUUGGACCGGGUGAUCGCUUUAACGGUGGCACAAUUGCUCCCCGAGGCUUGGGAACUCAGAAACCCGACACAAACUUGGGCUCUUUGCUAAACGUCCAGGAGAUCAAGAGCGCCCUCGACGGUCUUGCCAAUCAAUAUGGAUUUGACACUUUCACGACACCAUACAUGACAUAUGAGAAUGCAAGCAUAUUCGGGGCCAAGAUCGGUGGAAGACGAAAAUCUAAGCAUGGUCCCCGAGUAUUCUUCAACGCCGCAAUCCACGCGCGCGAGCGGGGGUCCUCGGACAACUUGCUGUACUUCAUCUCCGACCUACUCUAUGCCAACAAGCACAAAACCGGCCUGACGUACGGCGGCCGAACAUAUUCCAGCUGCGAAGUGGGGAAGGCCCUGUCAACCGGCAUUGUUUUCGUGCCCCUAAGCAAUCCCGACGGCGUCGCGUACGACCAAGCAACCAACAGCUGCUGGCGCAAGAACCGCAACCCCGCUGCUGCAACACCAGGCGAUCCGACCUCUGUUGGUAUUGACCUAAACCGCAACUUUGACUUCCUAUGGGAUUUCCCUAAUCUCUUUGAGCCAAGUGUUGGCCCAAAUGCUGCCUCCAGUGACCCGCGUGCGCAAGAUUACCACGGCACCAGCGCAUUCUCCGAGCCCGAGACCAAGAGCAUCAAGUGGGUGAUGCACAUAUUUUCAGACAUUAGCUGGUAUGUGGAUAUCCACUCAUUCGCUGGAGUAAUACUUUACAGCUGGGGCAGCGAUGAGAACCAGUCCCGUAACCCAGGCAUGAACUUUAUGAAUUCGUCUUACGGCGACGUGCGAGGUUUGAUGCCGGAUAAGCCGGAGGAAGGCAUCAUGUACUCGGAGUAUACGCCAAAUAAGGAUUGGGCUGAGAAUAUCUAUACGGCCAUGAAAAUUGGGCACGCGAUGGACGCAACGAUUGGCCGGCACUACGAGGUGACGCAGGCGGCCUAUCUAUAUCCGACGUCGGGAGCGUCGGAUGACUAUUCUUAUUCAAGGCAUUUUAUCAACCCAAGUCUGAACAAGAUCCAUGGCUUCACCGUCGAGUUCGGUUUCGGCAAUGAGGACGCCUCGUGCCCCUUCUAUCCUACGCUCGAGCAGUACCACCAGAAUAUCCUCGAGACGUCGGCAGGCUUCAUGGAACUGCUCUUGUCAGCAGCAGAUGCGGAACUUGGGAAGAACACCUGCCAUUGAGUGUAGUCCAAUUUAGGGGUUAGCAAGAAGGGAAAUGAUGAGACCAUGGUAACUGCGCCCCGGCUAAUAGGUCACGGACCAGAAGACAUCUCAAUUCCUUCUUGUGCAGCGAAGCCUCCACCGUUCAGUAGUUAAUAUCAAUCAUCACUAUUCGACCGUCUGAAGCCAAUUAGGAAGUCGGUCGAUCACCAUCGGACGGUGCUGUGGAAGUCCUUAUCUCUAGUCUCAACUUCGUCGAACGCGAUGCAAUAGCAUCUGCCACUCGGUGGUUUUUGAAGCACCAAGGAAGCGGAAUUGGAACAAAGUCGAUUGUCG